AAAGUAGCAUCUAGAGCUUUCUGUGUUUCUCCCACAUAUCUGUGACAGUGUGUCAAGAAUGAACUUGACCCAUAUAGAGCAGCAUCUAGACUCCGCCCACAGCUGUGCUGUGGACUCUGACCCACACGACUGAAGCCAUGUGAGUCUAAUCGUUGACAACCGCAGGAGAUCUGUCACAAACCCUUCAUGAACAAUGAGCAGACCUUUCCAAGGCCAUCACAAACUGAACCGACUUGUAUGACACACAGAGGUAAAAGGCGGUGUUCACACUGAUCUGGAGGCAUCAUGGCUCUGCUCGUGCAUGUGCUGGCUUGCGCCUUUGGGCUCGGCUCCUGGGUUGCAAUAAACGGUCUGUGGGUGGAACUGCCGCUUAUCGUCAACACUCUGCCUGAGGCCUGGGAGCUCCCUUCCUACCUGACAGUCAUCAUUCAGCUAGCUAACCUGGGGCCCCUGUUGGUCACCGUCAUGCACAAACAGUGUCCGGGCCGCCUUAACGAGCGUUUUGUUAUUUAUUUCAUCCUCUCCAUUGGUGUUGUGUCUUGUGUCCUGCUUGCCUUUUUUUGGGAGAGGACCACCAUUGUGGCUGGGGCUCCACACAGCACAGCCUUCUUCAUCAUCACCUUCUUCCUCUCUCUGGUGGACUGCACGUCUUCAGUUACUUCCCUUCCUUUUAUGAUGCAGCUUCCAGCAAAAUACAUCACCACGUAUUUUAUAGGAGAGGGGCUGAGUGGCUUUAUUCCUGGUGUCAUUGCUUUGGCACAAGGUGUCGGCAUCGCCAAGUGUGUCAACUCAUCUAAGACACAUGGAAACCACACAGACGAAGAGCAAUGGUCCAUGCAAACUGAGUAUCUUUCUCCGAACUUCUCCACACAGGUGUUUUUCUUUUUCCUGGCAGCCAUGAUGUGCGUUAGUUUGGCUGCUUUUAUUGGACUGAACAGGCUUCCUCGGACAUACGAACUAUCCACAGAAAACCUUGUGCAGGACACUGCAGCAUCAGUCAGCUCUGGAUUAGACAACUCAGGAGCAGACACCGACGGAGGGGUUGAUAAGAGCUCAGCAGCCAAGAGCGGGCAGCUGCCGGCUGAACUGCAGCCCUCCAAGUACCAGCUGAUCUACAUCUACUGCCUGGUGGUGUGGGUAAAUUCCUCCACCAAUGGUCUGCUGCCCUCUGUGCAGACGUACUCCUGCAUGCCAUAUGGGAACCUUGCCUAUCACCUGUCUGCAGCUUUGUCUUCAGUGGCAAACCCAGUGGCCUGCACAAUUGCAAUGUUCUUUCAAAACAGAUCCCUGAUCUUUCUUGGUGUGUUGACCUUAUUGGGGACAGGCUUUGGUGGCUACAACAUGGCUAUGGCAGCUAUGAGCCCCUGCCCUUUGCUCAUUGGCUCUGCGGUGGGAGAGGCUGUGAUUGUGUUGUCGUGGCUCUUUUUCACUGGGACGCUGUCAUAUGUUAAAGUGAUGGUCGGUGUCAUCCUGAGAGACCACAGCCACAGCGCCCUGGUGUGGUGUGGAGCAGCCGCUCAGAUGGGCUCACUGGUUGGUUCCAUCACCAUGUUCCCACUGGUUAACAUCUACCACCUGUUUAAGUCAGGAGACUUCUGCAACACCCAGUGUCCAUCAUGACAGAUGAUCAGAGUCUAUUUGUUGAAGGAACUGAAUUUCCCUUUUGGAUGAAGACUUCUUGACUUAUAUUCAUUCCGAUUACCAAUGAAAAAAAUCCAAUCGGUUUGUUUGUCUUUUGAACGAAUGACAAUUCACAAAAUAAAUAUAAAGCAUGUGUCUGUCCAAAGUACACUCAUUCAGAUAGGAUAUGAAUGUCCUCUCUGUGUUUGUUUUAUGUAUGUAUUACAGCCCUGUGUCUCACCUCAUUUUCUGACUCUAUUAUUAAAAGGAUCUUAAACAGCA
Molecule: messenger RNA, 1902 nt
Organism: Oryzias latipes (Japanese medaka)
Lineage: Eukaryota; Metazoa; Chordata; Actinopteri; Beloniformes; Adrianichthyidae
Gene: slc52a3-1
Product: solute carrier family 52 member 3-1
Biological process (GO): riboflavin transport
Cellular component (GO): plasma membrane
Molecular function (GO): riboflavin transmembrane transporter activity
Source: RefSeq, a predicted model, not a curated record